AAUGCACAAACUAUACGGAAUGUUCAUAUAUACUUUGUCUUUCGAAUUUAAUGAAAAAUUAGUAAAAACAUGGAUGAAAAACUAGUUAAAUUUAGUUAGUAGUAGAGCAUUAUCAUUUUUUUUUAAUUGAAUAUAUACAGGGUGAUUUUAGAACGUUUUUAGUAAUUUAGUGCUAUAGUGUGAUUUGAUGAAGUGGUUCAUUUUACUAGUUUUUGAAUAAUGAGUGGCUACAGAUCAUAUAGUCCAUGGAAUAUCAAAACAACUUCUGGUACGAAUUAUUCUGGUAAAAACGAAAUCGCCGUUGGUAUUCCCAAGUAUGACUCAUCGUUGGGUAGAGCCAAAAAAACUGAAGAUGAAAAAAGUAGAAUCGGUUCCAGGUAUAAUUCUUUCUCUACCGGAUACCGGGACAACUUACCAUCUACAGGUUAUUCGGGAUCGACAAGAGCGAAACCUUUAUUGGAUAAAAAAGACUCCAGUCAUCCUCCAAUAACCUACAGACCAAUAACAAGAACCGGUUCCCGAUCGCGCGAUCCAAGUCCAGUAGAAAAAUCUGAAAAAAGCUCAACAUCUUCAUCGGGAUAUAAUUAUAAUAAAUUAUAUCCUAAACCGAUACAGAGAUCUGUAAGUAGAGAACGUACUGAAUCAAUUGGUUCGACAUCUAUAAUACCAAAAUUUGUCGGAAGAACAUCUUUAACUAAAGAAGAAUCGCCCAGAUAUGCGGGAAGAACGUCUGUUAAUAAAGAAGACGUAUCUAAAUAUUCCGGACGAUCUUCUUUAUCUAAAGAAGAACCAAUUUCUUCUUCUAGAUAUAAAAUAGGAGAUAGAACGUCCCCAAGAGAAGAUCUGUCUUCUUCUGGUUCACAAAAAUAUAUAAACAGUAGAUUCCUACCAAAAAAUAGUGUCGAGAAAAGUUAUACGGCGUAUUCUAGACCUUCUACAACAAGGACAAACGAAUCUAGUAGAAAAAAUAGAGAAUUACUCAACGUAUUACAUAUACAACAAGAACAAGAAAGACUCAGUAGAUCUCCUAGUAGAUGUUCUUCACUAACAACAGAAGAUAUUUCACCAAAAAAAGAUAUUAAAAAAGAAAUCGAAAUGGUAACGAUAACAGUUAUUACCAGAUCAACUUCCCCAACACAAAUGUCUCAACCUAAUAAUUUUUUACGUAGUAGGAGAUUGGAAAUUGCUAAAACAGUUGAAAAACAAAUAACCCGACCUAAAAAACCGAUUCAUACCAUGGUCGAUAAAGAAAUACAAUCAGAUCGAUUGGACGAUUCAACGAAAAUGUCGAGAUUCGUAGGAGCUUCCCGUAUAUCUUCAACACCUUGGUCUUCAUUUUUAGAUAUGAAAUUUUCCAGUCCAAAUUCGAAACCGAAAAAUUCUACUAACGAAUGUGAAAGUCCGAAAAGUUUAUCAAGAGAAAGUUCUUCGAAAAGCAUCCAACAUUCCUGCGUCAAACACGACAAAUCCAAAGAAAGUAAAUCGUCAAAGUCUAAAUUGCCUUUCAAACAAAAACAACUACCACCUCAAAUACCGAAAAGUGAAAACUCUUCUAAAACGAAUUCUUUACAUUCCUCCAAUCCAGCGAAUAAAGAUUUCAGAAAAUCGGUUUUAAAUAUGAAUCCCGAAGGAAGAUCCAAUAAGAAAAUCGGUAGACGUAGUCAUUCCGCAAGUUCAGCAGAUUCCGACGUUGCCGAUCCCGACGCAACCGACGUAUCCGAAAAUUUAGCAACUUGCAAAUCGUAUCAUUCAAAAAUAUCCGACGGAAAAUCGAAUCGGAGAUCUCCAAGUUCGGAAGCGAGCGUUAGCGCUACUACCAGUGGUAGCGAAGAAGAUAUAAAAAGCAAAAAGGAUAAUAAGAAAUUAAGAAGUGGAGGAUCUUCAAGAACGUCCGUUAACGUCUCUUCAGCCGAUGAAUUAUCUUCCGAUAAAUCCCCAAAACCUCCGCAAAGUCCUCGUGUUAAAGAUACGAAAAAUGAAGCUGAAGCUAAAUCUUUCCUAAUGAGAGCUCUAGCUCCAGUUACUAGUUUAUUUAAAACAAAACAAACAGGAUCACCGGAAAAAAUUGUGUCUCCAGUAGAAGAAGAUAAUAACGAAAACCAAAUAAAUACAAAUGUCACUAAAUUACCAGCGAAAAUAAUUAUCCAUAGAGUAGAAUCUGGAGAAUUACCUUGGUGGUUACAAGAAACUAGCGAAGCGACUAAAUCCGAACAAAAACAAUCCGAAGAGUCUAAUAAUACGAAAAAAUUAGUUUCUAUUAAACACGUCGAGUCCGGUGAGCUUCCUUGGUGGUUGGACGAAAACGGUGAGAUACCAGAAGGUAUUGAAACUUACCCCAAUUGGGUACAAGAAGACGGUACCACUCAAGACGGUAGAGUAAUUUAUAAAAAAAGAAACAACGAAUCCGACGAGAGUUCUUGGUGGCUUACCAGUACCGAAAAAACGGAUUCCAAUAAAAAUAAUCCGCUGGAUAGCGAGUAUUUAGAUCAACAUAAAUUGAGACAUAUAGAUUCGGGUGAACGCGCUUGGUGGUUGAACAGUUCGGAAAACGUUUCCGAAUUGGUAGAAGGAGUCCAAAAAGAUGAACAGAAAUACACAGUUCCCCAUCGAGAUACCGAAGAAACGCCAUGGUGGUUGGACGAUCAAGAUCAAAGUAACGAACCUCCUUUGGGCGAUAGAGCGAGUCCGGAAGGACUAGAGAUGCCGAAGGAUUCGGAAGGACGGCAAAGUCCUUACGAUAACGUACCUGCUAGUUACACUAAAAUCGAAAUUCCUCGACUGUUUAUUUCGAAACAUACUAAUAUCGAUGAAGUACUAGGAGGUAGUACGCAAGUUUGGAACCCUUAUUUGGAUAAAAUAUAUGGAUAUGGGAAUGAUGCGGAAACGACACGUGCUGAGGGUUGUUUCCAAGGGAAACAGACCGUGGGAAAUGUCCAAACCGGUAAAAUAGAAUAUGGACAAUCCCAACAAGUUAAGUUGGAUGAUGCGGCACUUCAGUUGUACAAAGAUGGCGAUUAUGGAUCUUAUCUUGACCUCGAGGCCUCUAUCAGCGAACAACAAGAAGAAUUUGAGGGUUUUCAAUCAAAUAAAAAGAAUUCGAUAGUUCUUAGGACGCAGCUAUCUGUCAGAGUUCACACAAUUAUUGAAAAACUGCUGACGUCUGAAGGGCGCGAACUCCGAAGAGCUCUGUUUUCGUUAAAACAAAUUUUCCAAGAGGAUAAAGAUCUCGUACACGAAUUCGUACAAAACGACGGGUUAUCAUGUUUGAUAAAAGUAGGUUCGGAAGCGGAUCAGAAUUACCAGAAUUAUAUAUUGAGAGCUUUAGGUCAAGUUAUGCUUUACGUUGACGGAAUGAACGGCGUUAUGGAACACAACCAAACCAUCCAAUGGCUCUACAGUCUCAUAUCUUCUAAAUUCCGAUUGGUAGUAAAAACAGCGCUGAAACUCCUGCUCGUAUUCGUCGAAUAUACAGAAUCGAAUUGUAUGUUAUUGAUAAAAGCUAUACGUUCAGUUGAUUAUUCGCAAGGUGUUUUCCCCUAUCACAAUAUAAUGAAAUUGUUGAAAGAUUUCGAAUCUGCCGAUACGGAACUUUUGAUCUACGCCAUGACGCUUAUAAACAAAAUCCUCGGUGGAGUCCCCGAUCAAGAUACUUAUUACGAUCAAAGCGACGCGCUCGAAGAACAAGAUUUGGAAUCUGUGAUUCAGAGAUACAUGUCGAAACCAGGUACAGAUUUAGAUCUGUUGCAACAGUUUCAAAUUUACGAAGCGGUACUGCAAUACGAAGACGGCGACGAAACCACCACACCGAUCAGACAUUUAGACGAGAGCUUGAGAAAAACGAUAAGGAAUAGAAAAUCGGUUGUAGAAUCGGCGGAAAGGAGAAAAAGUAGAAGACAUUCCACGGGAAAUACACCAGGAAUGAUUAGGAAUAAUUUGAUACUUCAAACUAAUAGGGAAGACGAAGAUGACGAAUCGUCGAGUUCCCAGAGCUCUGGGAUAAACAAUACGCAACUCAAUGGUAGCUAUAAGGAUAAUAAUAAAGCUUACGAAGCUGGCGUGACCCCAGCUUUAAAACGUCGCCGAGAAAGAGCCGAGAGACAAAGAAGUUUCAUGAAAGAACAAGAAUCGACGGGAUUCUUCAGGAAUUGCCUUUUACACGAAGGAAAAAACGAAAACGAAAACGGAAAUUACCAAUUUCAACAACGCAUAUCCAACGGGACUUCCAUAAUGCGUAAUUCGAGUAGGAAAGAUUUAACACCCUUAAUGAACGCCGUUAACAAAUUAGAUUCCGAUGAAAAACAACCGUGGAUUUAUUCCGUGAUCCAAAAUCAAGAAAAAUUAGACGAAAUCGAAAACGGAAACGAUAACGAACGAAACGUCUUACUCCAAUUGAAACGCGAAAACACGGUCAAAGAUAUAACGCAAAAAUUAGCGAAUCAAAACAUACUCAACAGUCCUUCGGAAGAAAAAAUAAACAGGAUCGGAGAUAUGUCGGGAUUGAUAUCGAAGGCUAAGGAAGGUCUGGCGAAAAGUAAAUCGAAAAUUGAAAUAAUCAAGAGUCCGACUAACGAAAAUCUCGCUAAAACCGAAGCGAAAAAAUCAGAAAACGAACUUCGUUGGGAGGAAUUAACGGCGAACCUUAACAGAUCAUUAAAUUUAUGCGAUAUGGAUUUCACCGAUCUGGGUAGCGACGACGAAGUGGAUAUAUUAGCCCCGGUUACUGUAUCCAACGGAAUACCCCCACCGCCGCCUCCUCUUAAAGAUAUAUGCACCGCACCGCCUCCACCUCCUAGGGUAGCGCCACUGGCACCUGCCCCGCCGACGUUCAAUCACCAAAGGACUUGUAAAACGGCCGAAACGAAAAUACCCAUCAAGAAAAAUAAGAAAACCGUCAAAUUGUUUUGGAAAGAAGUCAGGGAUGAUCCGAUUACGCAUUUGAAAUUGAAAACCGGUUUCAUAUGGGAUGAACUGUCGCCGGUUAAUGUGGAUACUCAAAAACUGGAACACCUUUUCGAAUCUAGGGCAAAGGAUCUUAUCACUAAAAAACAACAAGAAAUGAACAAAAACAAAGAAAUAAUCGUACUGGAUCCGAAACGUUCGAACGCUAUAAACAUCGGCAUGACGAAACUCCCGCCGCCUCGUUCGAUCAAAACCGCCAUAUUAAAAAUGGACGCGACGAUCAUGAACCGCGAAGGCAUCGAAAAACUCCUCACGAUGUUACCGACAGAAGAAGAACGAACCAAAAUCCAAGAAGCUCAAGCCGCUAAUCCGGAAAUUCCUCUAGGUAGCGCCGAACAAUUUCUGCUUACGCUCGCCUCCAUUUCCGAAUUACCGGCCAGAUUGAAACUUUGGGCUUUCAAAUUAGAUUUCGAAAAUUCCGAAAGGGAAAUCGCCGAACCUCUGAUGGAUCUCAAACAGGGUUUCGAAGUAUUGAAAGUGAAUAAAACGUUCAGGGGGAUAUUGAGCACACUAUUAUCCGUCGGGAAUUUCUUGAACGGGAACGAAGUGAAGGGAUUUCAGAUCGAGUACCUCGCCAAAGUACCUGAAGUUAAGGAUACAGUUCAUAAACAUUCUCUGCUGCAUCAUCUUUGUCAUAUCGUUAUGGAGAAAUUUCCGGACGCCACUGAUUUGUAUUCGGAGAUUGGUGCAAUUACCAGGGCUUCCAAAAUCGAUUUCGACGAACUAGCUUUAAAUAUCCAAAGACUCGAAUCGGACUGUAAAGCCUCAUGGGACCACCUGAAAUUAAUUGCUAAACAUGACGGUUCCACCAUGAUGAAAGUGAAAAUGUCUGAUUUUUUAUCAGAUUGUGCUGAAAGGAUUAUUCUAUUGGGAAUCGUACACAGACGAAUCAUCAACAGAUUCCACAAGUUUUUACUUUGGUUAGGGAUACCGAUACAUCAAAUUUCCGACACCAAACCAAACGAGUUUUGUAGAAUCGUAUCUGAAUUCGCUUUAGAAUACAGAACGACACGAGAACGAGUACUUCAACAACUAGAAAAAAAAGCUAAUCACAGAGAGAGAAACAAGACCAGAGGAAAAAUGAUUACGGACGUUGGUAAAUUUAGGUCGAAAGAAGAUAGAGCUGACGCGGAAUUAAGACAACUAUUAGGUAGCGAUAUGUCGGACGUAGAAAGUCUACAAGGUACUUUACCUUGGAGGAGAACGCGCAAAGACGGCAACAGAUCUUUUUUGAGUCCUGGUAACGGCAAUUUGACUGAUGGAGACGACGAACUUAUCGAAACGUUGGUGAAAACCGCAACCAAAGCUCCUUCGACAAGAACAGCGCCUAGAGAAAGGAAAAGAACCAGGCACGCCGACAGAAAAUCUCUAAAAAGGUCUAGAACUAGGGAAAAUAACCCGUUUGGUAGCAGAGAUUCUCCUUGAAAUAAUCGACUUUGUUCGCAGAACGCUGAAAAACGGUUUAUCCGAAGAAGAGAAAAAUCAUCUGUCAGCUUUCAUUAAAGGAUAUUGAAAAAAAAAUUAUAGAAAUCAGUUGGAAAUCAAAAAGUGCUGUGUCCUAUUAAAAAAUUUUCAUGAAUUCACCAUUAAAACGGGCUAGUUCCACAAUACGAAUCGAAAUUACAGAGAAAACAAAUCGACAAAACAAACCUUCGUGAAAAUGUCUUAAUCUUUUCUAUAGGGUGGUUAGAGCGUGAUUUAACUUGUCAACGCUAUUUCACUCUUGUAGUUUUUCUUCUUUUUUAAUCUUUAGUUUCGUCUCUGGUUAAAUAGAUGACGUAAUCGGUGUAGGAAUACAAAUAUGGCGUCGUUAAUGUGAAUUACUACUGUUAUAGCUUUUUUUAAAUAUACAUCAAUAGUUUUUGCGCAAACUGUAUCAUAAUUUGAAAUAAUAGUUGUGGAACUAUCUUUACAACAUCUGUUAAUAAGUUGUAAACAUUUUUUUUAUACUGAAUUUGUUAUGUGAUACUAUUAUGGCUGCUCACUCAUCUCGUUGUUUUUUUUACUAUUAUUUAUGUGUACUUAGUUAGAUAUUUUUUUUUAGUUUAUUACGAUUUAGCUUCUUAUUUAUUAUUUUUUUAUAAGGGACGAGAAACAGCUGUUAACACUUUUUUUUAAUAACAGAAAGCGUCUUUUAAGUUGCUUCUAGUCUUCAAUUAUCAACUUCAAAACGUGAUUUUAGCUUCUGGCUUCGAUAUUUGAAAUGCUUUUUUAUGUAUGGUCGGUAAAUAAGCGUUCAUAAAAAUUAAAAAAAAAAUGGAUCAUAUUUUUUUUUUGUUAUUAAUUUAGAAAAUCCAACAAAAUCCAGAAGUUAAAAUCGAUCUGAAUAGAAAAAAUUACUCACUAAUCAGAAAAUUAUUACAUUAUCCAUGGAUGAUUAUCGUAAUUAUAGCAAGGAUCAUUCAUAACUUCCUUUAUCCUUAUUUUGAUUGUAAGGAGAUUUAAUGGCAUGAAAAAUGUACAUUUAUUAUUAAUUUCGAUAAAAAAACAUCCGCCUCUUUUAUUAUAGGUUCCUUUUUUAUCUUAUUUCUUUUUUUUAAUGCUGUGUUUUAUGUUAUUUUCGAUUUAGUAUGUACUUGUUCAAAAUGUAUAAUAAAAUCAGUUUUUGUUAAA
Molecule: messenger RNA, 7572 nt
Organism: Diorhabda sublineata
Lineage: Eukaryota; Metazoa; Arthropoda; Insecta; Coleoptera; Chrysomelidae
Gene: Fhos
Product: FH1/FH2 domain-containing protein 3
Exons: 16
Coding region: 220-6384 (2054 amino acids)
Biological process (GO): actin filament network formation; cortical actin cytoskeleton organization
Cellular component (GO): cytoplasm; cytoskeleton
Molecular function (GO): actin filament binding
Source: RefSeq, a predicted model, not a curated record